Molecule: messenger RNA, 791 nt
Organism: Trichobilharzia szidati
Lineage: Eukaryota; Metazoa; Platyhelminthes; Trematoda; Strigeidida; Schistosomatidae
Source: the annotation of a GenBank genome assembly
AGUACAUUGGUCAGUAUCGGCGCGUAAUUUGAAUACUUGUUCAGAAUGCAUAGAGAAGGAGGUAGAUCCCAUAGAGCCGUACAGCCGCCAAUCGGAGUUAUUUACAACUUCUUACAGAAGAAAGCACGUGUUAGGGUCUGGUUGUAUGAACAAUGUAACAUGAGAAUAGAAGGCGUUAUAAUCGGUUUUGAUGAGUAUAUGAACCUGGUGUUAGCAGAUGCUUGUGAACGGCAUAUGAAAUCGGGUGCAAAGAAGCAGCUUGGAAGGAUUUUAUUGAAAGGAGAGACCAUUACUUUGGUGGCUCUGUGACUUACAAGUUGUCAUCCCCUCUUCAUACGAUGGUUGGGAUGUUACCCUAGGAUCGCCAACUCGCCGUUCCCUAUUCUGGUUCCACUGGAGAAAUGACCUGGAGCGCGAUGUCCCUCAACGGUCUUUUCGGCUUCUGUCCAAUCUGUUUCCAAUUCCUUCAGCAUAUUUGUUAGGCAAUAAGUUGCUAGUUGUUCCGUUGCCUGUCAGGGUGCCUUUUUGCUGGUCGUUUCUAAUCAUCUGGUUUUCAGUUGCAGCAGCCUGUUGGGAAUGCUUUAGAUGACUCAAGCGCCAAGUUUGUGAACCACAUAGAAGCACUGACUUUACAUUAGCGUCGGAAAUGUAAAUCUUGUUCCAUAUGUCGACUGCAGCAGAUUUCCACGCUCAUUUCAGAUUAACGAAGGUUUUUCUUAUUUUUUCUGAUCCUGACUUAGAAAUCCUCAUCCAUUUCAAAGCAGAGAAAUUGGUAAUGUUGCACUAGGGAC